Phaethon lepturus (White-tailed tropicbird) is the source of this 1686-nucleotide messenger RNA. RefSeq names its product coiled-coil domain containing 149 (gene CCDC149). The annotation marks the transcript as partial. The record is from RefSeq and is a predicted model, not a curated record. The transcript is spliced from 11 exons. Lineage: Eukaryota; Metazoa; Chordata; Aves; Phaethontiformes; Phaethontidae.
UAUCUGGUGUGCAAAAGGAAGCUUGAAAGUAAAAAGGAGGCAUUGCUAAUCCUUUCCAAAGAGCUGGACACCUGUCAACAGGAAAGAGACCAGUACAAGCUUAUGGCCAACCAGUUGCGGGAACGACACCAGUCUCUGAAAAAGAAGUAUCGGGACCUGAUUGAUGGGGAUCCAUCCCUUCCACCUGAAAAGAGGAAACAGGCAAAUCUUGCUCAGCUAUUGAGCGAAGCUCAAGAUCGAAAUAAACAUCUUGGAGAAGAGAUUAGAGAGCUUCAGCAGAGACUGGGAGAAGUACAAGGGGACAAUAAGCUCCUUCGAAUGACAAUAGCAAAGCAAAGACUUGGAGAUGAUGAAGUUGGGGCUCGCCACUUUGCAGCACAUGAACGGGAGGACCUUGUUCGACAGUUGGAGAAGGCUCGAGAACAAAUCGAGACUCUGAGAUACGAUCUACAGGCUGCACUGGAUGAGUUACAGGAUGUGAAAGAGGAGCGCUCUUUUUACCAAGAUAAGUCUGACAGACUAAACCAAGAACUUAAUCAUGUCUUAGGAGGACAUGAAAACCGUAUCAUCGAUGUAGAUGCUCUGUGUAUGGAGAACGGGUAUCUUCAAGAGAGAUUAAAACAACUUCAAGAGGAAGUCAACCUUCUUAAGUCUACUAUUACUAAAUAUAAGAAUGCACUAGAGAGACGAAAAAAUUCAAAGACUCAUAGUAGAUCCAGUAGCAGUGCUCUGACUGGAGUCCUGUCUGCAAAACAAGUCCAAGAAUUGUUGUCGGAGGAUCAUGGAUGUAGCCUACCAGCCACUCCACAGUCCAUUUCAGAUCUCAAAUCACUGGCCACUGCAUUGCUGGAAACUAUCCAUGAAAAAAACAUGGUCAUACAACACCAAAGGCAAACCAACAAAAUUCUAGGUAAUCGAGUGGCAGAACUAGAAAAGAAAUUAAGAACUUUGGAAAUUGCUGGCCUAUGGAGUCUUCCAGGUGGAAAGGAUACCAUAACGUUCAGUGACCCAACCUUGCCUGUUGUACAGCGGUCCAGGUCACCGUUGUUAGCGUUUACUGAUAAGCCACAGAAAACUGAAGUACAAGGUGAGCACCUGGAACAACAGAAGGGAGAAUGUGAUGAAACUUGUGCUGUCGCAAGUGAGUCCCUGGCUCCAGAGGGAACAAACUUAAAUAACAGAAACCAAAAUAAACAUUUUUAUCCUUCAUUACCCCAGUUACCUUCCAAGGAAGAAGAAAUAAACACGCCUGGAAGUCAGAUAAUUAAACUGACAGAGCAGGCAGUUGCAGAACUGGAAGGGAAAAGAGCAGGCGCUUCUGCAGGGGGGCAGAACACGGUGGCUGGAGCAGAGCUUAAUGGUUCAUCUGAGGGAGAGUUGCCACUUUCCAGCCCCGACCCAUCCGACCCCACAGAUCCCUUGAACUCAGAAAACGAACAAACAGCUGAAACUGAGGCCCUGAAAGACGGAACUUCAGAGAGUGACUGUGAAAUUACAAACGAAACAGGGGAUCGAAACAGCAGCACCGUGGCUGUGGUGCAUACUGAGGAGCCUGGAAGGUGUGGAGGGCUCAGUGUUACAACUGCAUGCAAAAAUAACAGCUUUGAGGAGCUCCCUGAAUCUGAAAACCAGAAACGAUUCAAUUCUGCUGAAAACUCUGAAUAUUUGGAUAACAGUUUGGUUUGA